Somion occarium is the source of this 2004-nucleotide messenger RNA. The record is from the annotation of a GenBank genome assembly. Lineage: Eukaryota; Fungi; Basidiomycota; Agaricomycetes; Polyporales; Cerrenaceae.
CCGCGCGUCGGUGGGCACCAGCGAACUAGCCAGGGUAAUUUCCACAGCGUCUGAUUUACGGCCGAGCUAGGAUCUCGGUUUGCCACCUGGAAGAUGCCGAUUCCGUCGAACGGAAGACACAGAGGAACAUACAGUCAAGAAACAUCGAAAAUCAGUGCUCCCUCAGUUCAACAUGUCAAGAGUAACCGCUCAGCGUAGGAUGCCAACUGGUUACUAUCUCAAUGCCGCAAGAAGAAAAGGAUUCGUCUGGCAGACUUAUUGCGCGCUCACACUUUGACAUCUAUAAUAAGCCUUGGUCAUCCAAGAAGAGUAUCGACGGGCUCGGGGACCGUUGGUGCCUUUACUCUCCUCCCUGGCACGAAAUGAGUUCAGUAUCUCCUGGGAACUUCACCAGGUCUGACAUCUAAACCUAUCCCGAGCAGUAUUUUAGACAAUAAAGCUUCUGUGAAAUGCAAGUGUACCCAAACUCCAGGUUCACCUUCCAGGGUCCUUGAAGUCUAUACGAACUGCGACGAUGUCAACGUCUUAUCUGUUCAAAGGUGGUUUGAUCGCCACGUUCGAUAGCGAAAACAAACCUCGUACUUUCAAGGCCGACAUACUCGUUGAGAAUGACAUCAUCGCCCGGAUAGAUCAAGAGAUCACUGCAGAUGCUAGUGUGCAAGUGGUGGACUGUACAGGAAGAUGGAUCACCCCAGGAAUGGUGGACACUCACAGACACAUAUGGAUGGCCGUCAUGAGAGGCUCCCAGGGAGAUUGGCUCCUUACGGAGUAUCUAAUAAAAAACUCAUGGCAUGAGCAAGGGGAUGUCACCGUCAGCGAAGUACGCACUGGACAACUCGCGGGAUGUCUUGAUGCCUUGAACUCCGGUGUCACGACGAUCCUUGACCAUUUCCAUGCGGCUAAUUCUCCAGAACAUGCUGAUGCUGCUCUAGAAGCCACCCUCCAGUCCGGGGCUCGAGUCAUCCUCAGCAUGGCUCGCCAGAGUGCACCUACGAAGGUCUUGCCUCAGAUGGAGUUUGGGAAAGAAGCUGACUCUGUGAAGUGGCAAUGGGAGAAAUUGAAGGAAUGGGCUGCAAGGGAUGGCGGGAAGCUGAGUCCAGAUGGCAGAGUUCUUUUGGGUUUUGCCUACGAUCAGGAUAUGUUCAACCCAGACGAGGCGCUGAUUCCGAUGCACCAAGAAGCCUUGAGGUUGGCACGAUCCCUUCCUGCGUCCAUUAUUACAUCUCAUGUCGUUAGCGGUCCUCGCAUCUUGACAUGGAGGAACGCCGGACUUCUUGGGCCUGAUGUUGCAGCCAUGAAAGAGCAUGGAUGUGCCAUUGCUGCUACACCCGAAGAUGAAUUGGGUAUGGCGCAUGGUGUUCCUGUACCGUUCAACGCCCUCGACCGAGGUGUGAAGUGUGGAUUGGGCAUUGACUGUACUUCUAUCAACGGAGGAGACAUAUUCACUCAAAUGCGGGUUGCACUUGCUUGGGACAGAGGUCGCAGGCACGAAAAGAUCGUGAAGGAGAAACUUCCACCUCCAAAGUAUAACAUACAUAAUGCCGCUGACGCCUUCAGGCUGGCGACAAUCGGUGGAGCGGAGGCACUCAACCUUUCCGGCAGCAUAGGUACCAUUGAAGUAUUCGGGAUCCAUUCAAAGGUAUUGUCUUCCACGCGACCGACACAGAUGCUGAACUUGUGAUGGUCAAUGGAGAGAUCGUAAAGAAGGAUGGAAAGCUGUGCAAGGUUGCUUGGGCUCCUGUUGCGAAGGAGCUUAGGGAGAAGGCUGAGAACAUCCGUGAGAGGUGGCCAGAUGCGAAGUUAGAUGAAAUAUGGUCUGAAGUUUACGAUGCGACUGGAGGACCAAGAUUUCAUUGAGGGAUUGGACCGUUAUGGAAAUCUGUAGUGAUAUGUCAACACCCUUGGUCAUGUUUGGACUCACGGGAUGUAUAUCAAUCAUAGCACACGAAUCACCCCCUUCAAGAUCAGCCAUUCGAAAGCAAUAAUGUCAUCAUAUCAUAGCAC